CAAGAAAAACUUCAAAGCGAAAACUGCAUCGGAGUGACAAAUCGGGGUCCUCUUCUAGGUGUGGUUGCAAAAAUUUUAUCAAUUUUCGGCAGGAAAAUCCUCAAAAUUUGUCCGCAAAAUUAGUUUAUCGCGUAGUUGCGUGUCCGUGUCGAGUGAUAGUACAGUGCGUUGCGAAUUUCAACCGGAAACUGGUGCAAAAUGUCCGGAAGACUGCCAGCUUGUGUGAUCGAUGUUGGAACGGGCUACACAAAGCUCGGCUUCGCAGCGAACAAGGAGCCCCAGUUUAUCAUUCCGUCGGCGAUUGCCAUAAAGGAAACGGCUAAAGUCGGCGACCAGAGCGCCCGCCGCGUUACGAAGGGAGUGGAGGAUUUGGACUUCUUCAUCGGCGAUGAGGCGUUCGAUGCCACCGGGUACUCGGUUAAGUACCCCGUCCGCCACGGGUUGGUGGAGGAUUGGGACUUGAUGGAGCGUUUCCUGGAGCAGUGCAUCUUCAAGUACCUCCGGGCCGAGCCAGAAGAUCAUCACUUUCUGCUGACGGAGCCACCGCUGAACACACCGGAGAACCGUGAAUACACAGCCGAGAUUAUGUUCGAGACGUUCAACGUUCCGGGACUGUACAUUGCUGUGCAGGCCGUGCUAGCUCUGGCGGCCAGUUGGGCAUCCCGUCCUGUGGAAGAGCGAACCCUGACGGGGAUUGUGGUCGACAGCGGGGACGGUGUAACGCACGUGAUUCCGGUGGCCGAAGGAUACGUCAUCGGAUCAUGCAUCAAACACAUUCCGAUCGCCGGUCGCAACAUAACGUCGUUCAUUCAGAGCUUGCUUCGCGAGCGCGAGGUGGGUAUUCCCCCGGAGCAGAGCCUCGAGACGGCCAAGGCCAUCAAGGAGCGGUUCAGCUACAUCUGCCCGGACAUCGCCAAGGAGUUUGCCAAGUACGACGCGGAACCGACCAAGUGGAUGCGCCACUACGAGGGAAUCAAUGCAAUCACCAAGCAACCGUUCGGGGUCGAUGUCGGCUACGAACGGUUUCUGGGACCGGAAAUUUUCUUCCAUCCGGAGUUUUCCAAUCCGGACUUUACGACACCGCUCUCGGAGAUUGUGGACACGGUGAUCCAAAACUGCCCAAUCGAUGUGAGGCGACCGCUGUACAACAACAUUGUACUGAGCGGAGGGUCGACCAUGUUCAGGGAUUUCGGUCGACGGCUGCAGCGUGACAUCAAGCGUAGUGUAGAUGCGCGUUUAAGAAUCAGUGAGAACCUAAGCGAGGGACGGAUUAAGCCCAAACCAAUCGACGUUUCGGUGAUUUCCCACCACAUGCAGAGAUACGCAGUCUGGUUCGGUGGCAGUAUGCUGGCCUCUACGCCCGAAUUCUACCAGGUUUGUCACACGAAAGCCGCCUACGAGGAGUACGGUCCGGGCAUUUGCCGUCACAAUCCCGUCUUCGGCACCAUGACGUAGUUUGUCCAAGCUAGCUAGGACUCAAUUCGGAUCGUUCCUUCCGCUGCUGCAUUGAUUUUACCUACCUAUAUUGUACUAGCGUCUUUUUAAAUUGCAUUUAGAGAAACCGAAAUUCCAUAACGAAAGGCACGGCAGAUCGGAAUCCAUUUGCGUAGGGUUUGCCUAUCAAAUGUUGCGGAAAAUGAAAAUUAAGAAAAAAAGCAGUGUUGAUCACUAGGUAUUCCUUUUGUUUUCUAAUCGAUCGGUUUGAUAAAGUUUCGUGUUGUUCCAAUGCUGUUCAUUGGAUUACUACAAUUAUAGACCCAUAUAAUUAUCAAAUUGUUUUAUGCAUCAAUAAAAUCAGAAUAUUCAUCACUUUUCUUUUAAAAAUCGUCAUUGGCACACAAAAUAGAAAACUAUAGAUUUUGAUAGGAAGGAUAAGGUACUAUUCGAUACCGGAAGAAACAAACAUGCCAAAAUUCAAGAUAGAAACAACCGUGUGGAUGCAUUUAUUUUGGAACCUCUAGCAUGACGAUUAUGAUAGGGACUCAGUGUAAUCGCUUGAACGAACUAAAGCCCGUAAACUCACGUGAGUCAAACAAAAAAGUAUUCUUCUAGCCUUCUAAGUAAAAUUUAUUCACAACUGGGAAUGUCUUUUAUUUUUAUUUUUUCAAAUUUUCACCGUACCCUGUGUUAAACUGAGUGAUGAAACCAGGAGCAAAAGCAUGUAAGCAAGCUAAUGAAUAUUAAAUCAAAUAUGUAAAACACAUUCUAGAUAAUAAAGUUUAAUUCAAUACAA
This is a messenger RNA of Aedes albopictus (Asian tiger mosquito), 2233 nucleotides long. RefSeq names its product actin-related protein 3 (gene Arp3). Gene Ontology annotation, molecular function: actin filament binding. The record is from RefSeq and is a predicted model, not a curated record. The transcript is spliced from 6 exons. Gene Ontology annotation, biological process: Arp2/3 complex-mediated actin nucleation. Gene Ontology annotation, cellular component: Arp2/3 protein complex; actin cortical patch. Bases 199 to 1455 code for a protein of 418 amino acids. Lineage: Eukaryota; Metazoa; Arthropoda; Insecta; Diptera; Culicidae.